Molecule: messenger RNA, 2866 nt
Organism: Effrenium voratum
Lineage: Eukaryota; Dinophyceae; Suessiales; Symbiodiniaceae
Source: the annotation of a GenBank genome assembly
CCAACUCCCACAACUGCAGCUUCCGAGAUGUGCAGAUGCAGACCGCUAGACAGAAGGUGCAGAAGGUGCUGUCCGCAGACACCAACAAGUUCAGCGCGGAUGACUGGGCGGAGGUCUUGGACUGUCUAGGGGGAUGCCCACCAGAGGUGGCAGCAGCUCUCCGCGAUCUGCAGAAAUCACGAAGCCUCGAUAACGCGGCCUUCCUGGACGAGAUCUUUGGUCCGGAAAAGUCCACUGGCUGCGCGCUGCGCAUCAUUCAAAUCACCGAUGUCUACAUCUUAGAUAACUUCCCCAGCCUGAGGACCCUGAUUCAGAAGAAGGAAGCAGAGCUUAAAGCGCGCUUUGGAGGCGAAUCUCGAUGCAUCUCGAUGCUGACUGGUGAUUUCCUGGCGCCAUAUUUAUUGUCUUCUAUUGAUCGGGGAACUGGCAUGAUUCGCAUGCUGAACGAGACGCCCAUCAAUUAUGUAACCUGGGGAAAUCACGAGGCAGACCUGUCGCACGAAGAUGUGAUGUGCCGCGUGGAGGAGUACGAAGGUGUUUGGAUCAACAGCAACAUGCAGUCCCACGAAUCCUUCAAGAAGUGCAAAUGCCAAAAGGACGUAGAAAUCAUUGAGCUUCGGAAGGGAGACAAAGUCCACCGAGUGGGAUUGGUGGGCGUGCUCAGCGGCGAGCCCAGCUUGUACAAGCCUGGUGCCUUUGGGGGUGCAACGAUUGAAGAUCCGUGGAAGACGCUGGCACACUACAAGAAGAGUCUGCAGAAAGAGCAGUGUGAUUUGGUCAUUCCGCUCUGUCAUUUGUACGAGAAUCAGGACGAAAUUACCUGCAAGAACUUUGAUUUUCCGGUAGUCCUAUCUGGACAUGAUCAUCACAUUGUGGAUCGGAUUGUUGAUGGCACUCGGAUCCUGAAACCUGGUUCUGAUGGCCAUUAUGCUGUGAUGCUUGACAUUAUUUGGGACGGAUCUGACGGCCCCAAGAUUGAGGCAGAACUGCUGAAGGUGGCCGACUUUGAAGCUGAUGCCUUGCUAGCUGAACACGUGAAGGAGGUUUACUCCACUCUGGAUCAUUUGCGCUACACGCAGGUUGUUAAGGUGCCCAAAGCUUAUCGGCCCCUGAGCUCCGUCAACUCCAGAGGAUCCUGCACCUCCGCUGCUCGUUUCUUUUGCACGGAGAUCCGCAACGCUCUGAACCUGGACUGCCUAGAGGACAGCCCUCAUUGCGACUGCGUGGUCAUCAAUGGCGGUAACUUUCGCGGCGAGCGGGACUACAAAGACGUCAGGCGCCUUUCCUUGGAGGAUUUGAAGUCAGAGAUCGAUGAGUCCGUGGAGAUUGUCGUGGCCGAGCUGCCCGGCUGGAUUCUGCAAGGCCUCCGGGAGACCUGGAAAGUGGUCAGCGGUGCCUGGAUGCAGCACGAUGAUGGCAUCGAGGUGGACGACCGCGGCCAUGUCGUGUCUGUUGCGGGCAAAGCGCUGGAUGAGGAUGGCACCUACCGCAUUGGCACCACCAGGCGGUUCGGGAUACAGCUGAUGUCAAGCGUGGCGUCAUACUGGGAGCAGCGACCAGAGUUGCGACCACAUCCCGAGUCUGCAGUUCCCGUGCACUCCCUGCUGUUGCACUACUGGGCGGAAAAGGUUUGGGUGCGAAUUUGGGCAUUUCUGGACAAAGACGGUAACGGUCGCAUCGAUCCGGAAGAGAUCCAGGCACUGGACAGGACUGGAGAUGGUGAGCUUGACCAAGACGACAUCAUGUGUGCCGUGAAGAGCGUGGCCAAUCUGGAGACUUUCGAGGGCGAGUACACGCUGACUGACUUAGUCAUGAAGGCUUCGAAUUGCUUCGGACCUUCGGGAAAGAUUCCUAAAUUGCAUACAGCUUGCUUUCAGGUGGCUGGCCAUCGAGGACAGGGGACAUUGACUUUGAGGGAGAUCAACCACCGCCGUCGGCACCGCCGAAAACAGCUGAAGGAAGCUAGGACAAGAGAGUCUCAGUUUCCAGCGGAGCUGCUGCCUGACGGCCAUGUACAAGAUCAGCAGAAUGUGUAGACUUGGUGCUAGCAGAAGACCUGGUUUGGCACCAAAAGUGAGCGAGCUUCAUUUCAGGCCAGAGCAGCGUUGUGGAGUUGCUUUGGGGCGGGCGCAGGUUGAGGAGUUCGCGGCCUGGAAGCCAGAUUCAUCGUGCCCCUGCUUGGACCACGCCAGGUGCGGAGUGCUGCAUGACAAGAGUGCAGACGUCAUGGUAUGGGGAGAGUGUCCCACCCAUGAAAUGUCCCAAAUCAAUCUCAAUGGAUGCCGCCUCGGAAACAAGAGCUUCAAGGGGGAUGACUUGGUGGAGCCAGAGAUGAUGUGUGAGGACUUUGCCGUCGGCAUCAAGAAGAUUUGGGUUAACAUGAAAGUUGCUGGUUUGCUAUGCUUCUCACUUGGGGUGCGGUGCUGCAAUCCCCACUGCAGAAGUGAGCGCUUUUGUGUGACUCUGAUCAACAAAGUUGGACAAGUGUGCAAAACAGUGAAUUCCAUACCUUGCUGCAAGAAGCCGCAAUUGGAUCUGACAGAGUUGAGAGCUAGACUGUUGCAAGUCGGCGAUGAGACGAAGGUCCACAUAAAUCAAAUCCACUUCCCCGACUGGUCUUCGGAUGAAGUUGAGGAGUCCUCGGUACUGGAAGUUGUGGUGUGUGAAGAUAGAUUUGUGGCAACUCCAGGGCCCCAGGCAAAUUUCUUUAAACACGCCAAAGAACACUUCGGCAAGAGAGAAAUUCGAGUAGAGCGCCUGUUGAGCCCUGAAUUCUCACAUUUGAUGGUGAGAAUUAUGCAGUGUUGACAUCCAUGCAGUCUUGCGCCUUAGAAUCUAGAGUCCUUGGAGUUUCCUUGCCAGUGGC